UAUCAGAGUACACUGCAGCUCUGGGGUCUUAUUUACCUUCAGGCCUGACAACUUGGCCAUAGCCAUAAGAGUAUCUCCAGUAGGAGAAAAAGGGCUUACUUUGCUCAGAGAUAAAGUAAGGAAAGGGAUUGGCAACGGUCGAAAAAAUGUGACUAUCCGUGAUGCCCAACGUCAUCGACUUUUUUUCAUCUUUUGUACCCUCCAUUUUAAUAGGAGAGCAUAGAGCUAGAGGUCUACCUGUGCAAUCUAGCAUGAACAAGCUCCUGACAAGCUCCCUGCUAUUUGUGGUGGUUGGCUAUCUGGCCUUUCAGUUACUGACAUGGACUCCACGACAUCUUCCCUACAAAGCAGUGCUGACAACAGAAUUUGACUAUGUGAUAGUGGGUGCUGGUUCUGCUGGGAGUGUACUAGCCAACAGACUCAGUGAAGAUGGAAACUCCUCAGUACUCCUCAUUGAAGCAGGACCUCAUGACUCUAUGCACGAAAUACACAUUCCUUUGGCUUGUCACAUGCUGCAACUCACUGACAUUGACUGGCAAUAUAGAACAGCUCCACAGAAACAUUGCUGUGGCAUACUCAAGUCUAAUAGCUCAGCUUGGCCACGAGGAAAAGUAAUCGGAGGUACCGGAGCUAUAAACGGUAUUGUAUAUACGAGAGGAAAUCGCGAGGACUAUGAUCGAUGGGUAAAGUUGUAUGGGGCAAGUGGAUGGUCGUAUGAAGAUGUAUUGCCGUACUUCAAGAAAUCUGAGGACUUUCGAUUGACCACCGGUGAUCAAGAGUUCCACGGUAUAGGGGGGCCAUUGAUAGUGGACAAAGCCAAGUACGUUACUCCAGCAGCUAGAGCUUUUGUUGGUGGAGCCAAAGAAAUAGGAUUCAAAGAGAUAGACUACAACGGACAUUCUCAAAUUGGAGUUAGCUUGACACAACAGAACAUCAAGAAUGGAGCCCGGUGGAGCACAGCUCAAGCCUUUUUGCACCCUGCCCGACGACGCCCUAACUUGUUUGUACUCACAGAGAGAACUGUGCGAUCGCUGGAGACGAGUGAUGGAAGAGUGACUGGUGUAAGGCUGAUGGGGCCGCGUGGGGGUGUGGAAACUGUGAUAAGAGUGAGGAAAGAGGUUGUGUUGUCAGCUGGAACAGUGGGCUCUCCACAUAUUCUUUUGCUUUCAGGAAUCGGACCAAAGGAACAGCUCAAAACUGCUGGUAUACCACUAAAAAAAAAUCUCCCAGUCGGGCAAAACCUACAAGAUCAUGUCAUGACUAAUCUUCUCUUUGCUACUGAUAUUCCAUAUCAUGCUGGACUCUCUUUAACCAAACCAUUUGUCGAGACAUUGCCAAAUAUUGCCAAAUUUGUUUUUCUGGGUGAUGGCCCCCUUUCAGCAUCUCCUCUAGAGGCGCAUGCGUUUGCUCAAUCAGGAAUACAGGAGAACGCUGACUCACGGCCUGACAUUCAGUUCAACUUUGCUGGAGGGGGAGCUGACCAUAAAAGUUUAUUGAACGCUAACAUGGACGAAGAAAAAGUGGCCGAGGUCAUGGGGCGUGAGCUUAUUAGUGAUGCCCCCAUCACGGCAGCAACCAUCCUACCUUGUCUUCUGCAUCCAAAGAGUGUCGGUGAGGUGCGGCUAGACCCAAAAGAUCCAUUUGGACACCCGAUCAUUGAUCCCAACUAUCUUAGCCACCCUGACGAUGUAGAGGUACUACUCAAGGCUGUACGUAUUGCUCAGAGAAUCCAAAACUCCUCGUCAUUUGAUAUCUUCAGAUCUGUUGGGGAAAUGUGGUGUGUUGCUGUGAAUGCUAAUAGUUCAUAUGACUAUGACAGUGAUGAUUUUUGGAGAUGGUACAUAACUCAGACAGUGCUGACUGUUUACCACCCAGUGGGCACGUGCAAGAUGGGCGUUGACUCGAGCAGUGUUGUGGAUCCAAGACUAAGAGUACACGGCUUCACAAACCUCAGAGUAGCAGACGCUUCAAUCAUGCCUGAGAUUAUCAGUGGAAAUACAAACGCUCCUGCGAUAAUGAUUGCUGAGAAGGCAGCAGAUAUGAUCAAGAAAGACAAUAUUAUUUAGUUAGGGACACGUGUCUACUUCUACUUCUAGUUUCAGUCCAGAAGACAAAAAUUAAUAAUCGGCCGCUGUAAAGGAUCUGCAAUGAAAUGCAUGAUUAUUGUGAAUUCAAGUGAACUUCAUUCGCUCUUUUCUUUUUGCAGGUAGUCAUCAUACAGUUGCUGUAAAUUAAUUCGUGUGCAUGUAGAUC
Halichondria panicea is the source of this 2253-nucleotide messenger RNA. Its product is annotated as alcohol dehydrogenase [acceptor]-like. NCBI's taxonomy places the organism in Eukaryota, Metazoa, Porifera, Demospongiae, Suberitida, Halichondriidae. The coding region runs from base 162 to 2066 and encodes 634 amino acids. The transcript has a single exon. The record is from RefSeq and is a predicted model, not a curated record. Gene Ontology annotation, molecular function: oxidoreductase activity, acting on CH-OH group of donors; flavin adenine dinucleotide binding.